Messenger RNA from Cinara cedri, 14042 nucleotides. The record is from the annotation of a GenBank genome assembly. NCBI's taxonomy places the organism in Eukaryota, Metazoa, Arthropoda, Insecta, Hemiptera, Aphididae.
AUGUCCGACAUGUUGUUAAUAUUAAGAAUCGCCGAAUUGGUAAGUGUAUAACAGGUAUGAUUACCUAACCUAACCUAACCUUACAUUCCCUACAAACCUUAUUCGCUCAUAAAUUCGUGGACGCCACCAUAUCGCGUAUUAUACAUUUUCUCCGAAUUUCCGUGAUUUUUCCCACCAAAUCGGACUGUUAUACAAUUUUUUGAAAAAUAUGACUUAGUUCCCCCUCGCCCUCCCCCUUCAACAAGUCUCUGGAACCGCCCUUUGAAGGAACUAGAUAACACAAUAGUCAUAGACGCAACUACUGGAGGUGCUUGGGGGAACUGAAAGUCCCGUAAGCUCUAAUUCAGUACGCCUAAUCCUAAUUCAGCACCCUCAGUUCUAAAACCCAAAAAAAGUUUAAUAAUGAGAAGUUUUUUUUGAACCACGGAAAAAAUAACCAAGACAAAAACUCACCGGAAAAAAAAUCCAAUGGAAAAAAAACCCAAAGAAAAAAAAUGUUCCCAGGUGAAAAAGCCCAAAAUGUGGUAGGUAGUGUUUUUCUUUUAAACAAAAUAUAUUUUAAAACAAAAGCAUUUCCACUGGGAAUUUCCAAUUCUAAAUUAUUUUAUCCAUGUGCCUGCCAAAAUAUUGGUAUUAUUGUUAUAACAUAUUAUGAAUAUUAAUAUGAUAUUCCAAUAAAUUGACAAAUAUAAAUAAACAUAUGUGUAAUAUUUUGGACGAUGUAAAAACUUUAUAAAUAUUGCAGGGUACUACCCUACAAUAAAAAAUAUCUAUUACUAUAAACAAUAAAUUAUCAAUAGUCAGUCAAUUUAUCGUUAUAGUAACCAUUCAAUCUUUAACUAACAAUUUUAAAAUAUUACAUUAUAGUACAAUAUUACUUUAUCAACAACAUAUUUAUAUAUACGUAUUUACAUUUACGAUUUUAUGGCUACAUACUCACAUGGGCUUUUUUCUUUGGGUUUUUUUUUCCGUCUACCGUUUCUUUAUUUUUAAUGUAUGUUCUGUUUUAUUUGACGUUUUUAUCAAACAGUUUAAUGGUUCAUGAAUCAUUGUGGUUAUUAUACGAGAUCUCAAUACCUCAGCUCCACAUACAUUGACAUCCAAUUCUUAGUCGUAACUAGAAAGCAGAUUUUUAGGUUUUUACAUUUUUGCUUUAUGCAGUACAACGAGGAUAAAAAAUGUGGACGAUCUAUCUAUUUACAGAGUACAUGGAAAAAAAUUUAUUUUGCAUAUUUUGGAGAUUAGAGAAUAUUCAGCCCAUUUUUCAUUAUUUAGAAUAUAUUGUAUUAUUUUUCAUAAGAAAAUAUCAUAUAUUUAAUUCUUUUCUCGAGUUGUGAUAUUUUCAUGGUAGGAAAAAAUGAUUAUUAUUUGUUUGAUUGAAAAUCGUUCAAUUUCUGGUUUGUUAGUCAAAUUGGUAAUGUUAGUCACUCUAUUUCUCCCGGAUCGUAAACAAAAUCAUUAAGGAAUUUUGGCGAAUGAUAAUAUCUAGUAUCUAUGAAUUAUGAUUAUAUGUGACCAAAUGUUUUAAAAUGAUAAAAACGAUUGAAUUGACCAUUAAGGUUGUUUAGUUUUUAUUUUAAUUUUGUUGUAUUCAAUUAUAUUCUUGAAAAUUCUGAAACAUAACAAUAAUAUUGUGAAACAUAUUAUCUUUUAAAUACAACUGAGUUUAAAUAAUUUACCAAAGAAAUGAAACAAGUAAAUACAUAUUUUGAAGUUGAUUAUCAAGUUCAAGUACCUAUAUCAUUAUAACACGAGUUGCAAUAUUAAUAGUAAAUGUAAAUAUUAUAAAAUUUUAUGUAAGUAUAUAUACAAAUAUAGAAUACAUAUUUCUUAUUGUAACUUAUUUAUAAUUCUAUAAAUUAUUUUAAAUAAAAAAAAAUCAUAUUUUUAUGUUUAAGAAAUAUUAAGAGAAUAUUUUAAGGUUUUUUUUGGAGCAUAUUAGCGUCAUAUUUUAAACUUUUAAGAACCUAAAUAUCCGCUCUCUAGUCAUGACAAAUAAUUGACGUUAAUUCUGUGAGUAUUAUUUCUAUCAUAAUACUGUAACAUUAGGUACGAAUAUUUGGUAUGUUCAUUCUUUCCCCGAGGAGUCCAUGGAUUUUAGAACCGAUUUACGUAUUUUAUUUUACAAAACAUAAUUUUAAGAAGAAAACUUCCUUAAAUGUUUCUAAGUUAUUACAAGUUGGUUGUCGUCAAUGUGCCAAAAUUGGCUAAAGACAAACGAUCCUAAUAUAGAGUAAAGGCCACUUUGUAUAUGGUGGAUGGUUUUACGUGAUACCAGUAUGCAUAGAUAAGUAUACUAAGUACUGCCAAUACGUUUAAUGUUAGCUAUCUAGUAUUAAAUAUCUAUCGUUUAUAAUAGUAUGAUAAGUGUACUCAUACAUGAUUGGAAAAUAGUGUUUACAGACAGAUAACAUAAUAAAAUAAAAUUGGCUGUCGAUAUUAUCAGCUGAUAUUUUUGUUAUUCUAUGGAAUAAGAAUUUCGAUAAAAGUUAAUUAAAAUUAAUUAACUAUCUGAAAUAUCCUCCGGUUCAUUAAUACGAAAUAAUUACCCCGUAUAGAGCAUAUUAUUAUCUAACUUUUAGAACUUUUUUUUUUUAUUAUAUUUAAUGCGAAUAAUAUUAUCUUGACGAGCGUUUAUUAAUAAACCUCCCAAAAUUCUUCGGCGAAGACUGGAAAUCGAUAAACUUCGGACUCGAAAGGCGAACGUCAUGUGGAUUCAUUCCGUUUGGGUUUUGCGAUACUCAAUAUAUUUUUAUAUUAUUAAUAAAAUAUAUUUUGUUGUGUCCACCUGGUUAAGUGAUGAUAGAAAUUUACCUUUUUGUUCAGCUAGAAUUAAAUGUGGUGCCGCUGUGCGACGCAGCCUAUUUUACUAAAUUUAUUAUAAUUCCAAAAUUUGCAUGCACAAAUUCCUAGACUAUUCCCGGGUGUUUUUCCUGAGUUUAUUCAGGUUUUCCUGGUUUCCAGGAGCGGCGACAAACAUGAAUUGAUAAUAUUUUAUAGUUAUAUACAGUUGCAUUAUUAAUUUCAAGACCAAACUUGGGUGUGCAAAAGCUGUGACGGACACCGCGGCCGCGCCGAACGCCCAGAUUUUAAUAAUUUAUAGAAAUAGCCUAUUGUUGUAUUGAUUUCGCAAUGUUGUCGCUCGUAUAGCAAUGUUGUACACAGUUGUAGUAUAGUUAUACUAAACCCGAAAUAAAAACAAGACGAUGAAAAACGAUUCAAAGAGAAAUAUUAUAUUAGGUAGAUAUUGUUAUUCGAUUCUAUGAAAUAUUGUGACGCGUGGGUAGCUGUCGUUAUUUUUGUGUGCGAAUGAAAAUACACAACAAAAAAUUAAGUUAUUCCAUUUUGAAAUGACAUCAAAUUGGACCGUCAUUAGCUGCGCUAUUCAUGGAAUCGGAAUAUUGCAGUUAUUCGCAACGUUUUUUGAUUUAUUUAUUUAUUCCAAUAUUAUAGCCACCAUUUACUGAAUUGUACGCAGCUAGUAGCUACGUACUUCUUUUUUUAUCGGAUGAACUCAAACAUUAAACUAUCUAAACAAUUAAAAUAUCUAUACUCUCCCGAUUUUCAACAACGUUUAAAUAUAAAAUUGUAAUAUAUAAAUAAGUACCUUAUAGAUAAGUACUUAUAAUUGUAUAGUAUGUAUCCGAAAAAAAAAAUUACCGCCUACAGACGCGCAUCAGAUUCAAGUGAAAAAUAAUCUCCGUCGUGACUACAUGACGUACCCCACAUCCCCACCUACUACUACUACUACUACUAUUCGCUACUUAUACUGACGAGUGAAAAUUCUUAGAACAAUAUAAUAUUUUGGUUUUUGAUUACUGGUAGUUCAACGCUUUAGAUCGGUUUUUGUAUUAAUCCUCCCGAAUGCAAAAGGUAAUAUUAUGUACGUGUUGUCACCACGAAUCGUAAUCACCAAUAAAGUGAAACCAAUACGGUACUUACAUAAAAAUAAUUGUACUAUAGUUUUAUGAUGUUUGGGUAUUUGACACCAGCCUAAUUUGUACAUUUACGUUGUCGAAUAAAAAAAAAAUAAAUAAUGGGGACGGGUGCAACCACUGGUGUAGAUGCGAAGUUGGGAAGGUAGGAUACAGAUAGGAACUUAAUAUAUAUCUGUAAAUAACGAUAAACAAUUGCUAAUGAAAAAACGAUUCAGAGCGAAGUUCAAUUGAUAGUAAUGCUUUGUCAACAAUAUAUAUGUCAUUUUGUAGUAAAAUAAUUAAAUAGGCUUUAUAUAUAUUUUUUAGUACAAUUUAUUUAAUGUUGUACCAAUUUCACCUGUUCAACACAACGACGUUAUGAUAUCAAAAAAUAUAGAAAACUAUUGAAUUUUGUCUAAUAUAAUUAAACACCUACGCAAUUGAUUAUUUUUUCGUUUCAAUUAUAUUCUCAGUUCUCUGGCAACAUCAUUAUCGUUCACUGCAAAACAAAUAUAAUUACUCAUAAAAUAAUUAAUUUUUCUCGAAGAUGUCCCCUCACUUACAUUACAUUUUCAAAUUAAAAACAUUAAAAAUUAUUAUUACUAGUAUUAUUAAUUUUUAGUUAUUAGUUAAUUUGUAAGCGGUUUUGAAUUUCGAGUUUUAACCAAGGGCGAUCGUUUGUAUACUACGUUUGUGAUAAUUUGUGCCAGAGUUCCUGUUUUGUGCAACAACCCCUAAUAUUAUCUAUUGAUAUAACUUGGUGUGAAGAAUUUUUAAUUGAAUUUAAACAUUCAUACCAUCUCAUUUCAUAUUUUGAACUCAAACCGCUGUUUUCGGUCUUUAAAAAUAAAUGUAUGUUCCUAUUUCGUACACAAGGGGUAAAAUCGGUACAGGCCAGGAAGCAUAUCGGCAUUUUAUACUCAUAGUAGCUUUCUAACUAACGGGUCUAAACCUAAGAUAAAACUAUAACAGAUUAUGAGCUGGAAAAAAUGAUUUAAAAUUUAGAAUGUCAGGAACCAAUUUAUAGAUGAUUUUUAAAUGAUAUUGAGAAAAAUGGUUUAUAACUUGAUGAUAAGAAAUAAGAAUCCUUCCAUUUAUAAAAAAAAACUUUAACUAAUAGGUGUACAUAAAGACAUAAAUAUAAUAAGUAAAACUGUCUGAAAAUUACGCGUUUAUUAUAGAUAAUAUAAUGCUUUAUAAAAAUGUGUUUCUAAAAAGUUUGAUGUAGGGGCGCAUACAAAUCUGAAUUCUUAAGAUAAGAAAAUAACGGUGAGGGGUAGUUUUCAGAAAGACCCCUAUAGCGGCCAUUUAUUUCACAAGACGGAUUAAUAUACAUAAGUAAUAGUAAUUUAUGAACUUAAUAUCAUAAUGUAAUUAAAAUUUUCACUGAACUACAUGAAUACCUAUAUUAUAAUAUUUUGAAUAAGCAGUGGCGUAGCGAGGGAGAGAGUUUUGGUGUUCAAACACCCCCCUUUAACCAUAUUUAUGUCGAAAAUUAUAGUUUACAUACAGGGUGAUUUUUUUUUAUCAUGAACCAGCAGUUAUCUCAGAGAAUUUUAAGUGAAUUAAAUUUCUGUUUAUUCUAAUAACUAUGGAAUUGUUUAAGCUUUAUUUUAAAACCAUUUUUAAUUUUUUACCCCUACUUCAUAGAUAGGCAAUUUAUUAAUCUUCCCUACUCCUGUUUAAAUUGUAAACUGUUAUAACUCAUAAACGGUAAAUCUGAUAUUAGGUGUGAUGCAUAUCAAAAUUUCUAGAUAAAUAUUCUCUAUUCAAAUAUGUGUUCAAAAGUGGGGGUUCCUAUUUGAAAACCAAAAGUAUGCACUUAUCAAAGGAAUAUGGAGAAGGGGUAAAAAAUUUAAAGAGUACUGAUACUGGGUACGGGAGCAACCACUGUUGUAGGGGGGAAGUUGAGAAGGUAGGAUACAUAAGGUUAUUUCAUUUACACCUGUAAGCAAAUAUCGUUGCUUAACGAAAGACGAUUCCCGGCGCAGUUCAGUUUGAAAUUUGAAGUGCCAUAAUUUUUUUUGCGAUUUUCAUUUAAAUUUGAUUUCAAAACGCUUAAUAAAAAAAAGGCGUUCGAUGAUUUUGGAAAUUUUACCACAUCUAGGUAAGUCCAGUUUAAGUACUAUUACCAAAUUUCAAGUCCUUACGUGUAUUUAUAACCGAAUUGCAGCAAAAAAAUCUCCCAAAAAUUAAAAUUCCUUAAAAGCUCAAAAGUUUUGGCAAUGAUUCCGUAAAUCAAAAAGACAACAAAGAAGAUUUCUAGUGGUUUUUCGAUUAAAUAAUAUAAGCAUACAACAAUUAAGAUGAAUAACAUUGGUUUUCUUUUUACAAUGUUUCAGUCUCAUUAUUCGUAGUCUUUCUUAGUUCUUAUUAUAAAAAAAGUAAGAAUUUUAUAAUAAAUAAUAAUGUUUUUAAUGAAAAACCUACCUACACAGUUAUAAACUAUUUAGAUAUCUACUAUUAUAGCGUAAAUAUUUACAGAAUCAUUGUUUUAUUGUUUUGUAUAAAACUAAUGUUUUAAAUAUAUUACUAUGAAACUUUUCUUAAAAUACUCGAUUAUAAUGUUAUGUUUCUAUUCAAUCAACGAAUCAUAUAAUUAUCAUUUAUAUAUAAUUAAUAUUUUAAGUUUAAAAAUUAAUAUUAAUAGGUAUAAGAUUAUUUAAUGUUUGAGUAUAAAUUAUUUUUAGAAUAAUUUAAAUGUAUUAAAAUUUAUGCGCAAGUGAUAAUUAAUUUAAAUAUUAGAUAAAUGUUAAGUAAAGAUAAAACCUACCUAUAGUGACUUUUCACAGUUCAGGAUAAAAUAUACAAAUGCAUAAUUAAAUAACUUAUUUAACUAAUAAGUUAUAUACUUUAUAUAAUAAAUUAUGGCACACUUUUUAGUUUUAAAAAUAUUCAUUUUUCCACUGGCGAUAAAAUUUAAAACAUCAUUUAAAUGAUAAUUUUACUAUUUUUUAAAAUUAUAAAUCUAAAUUUAUACAGAGUAGUUCACCAAUCACGGCAAUUUGUUUUUGUUAAAUAUAAUGAAAUAUUGAACGAAUAUAAGUAGUUCAAUAAUUUAUAAGCGUUUAAAGUUUAAAGAAUGAGGCGAUUUAUUGAGUAAGUAUAAAAUGUCUAUAACAUUAAAAUGUAUGGUUUUUAAUCAUUUUUUUACUAACACAUUUAACCUAUUUAAACUUGAAACUUAACCCCACGUGACUCUUCUCCUGUUCUGCUUAUGUUGGUUUUUUUUUAGCCUUGUUGAUCGGAGGCACUGGCUAACUUUAUCUUCGUUUCCGAACUCCAAAAUCAAAUUGAUUCACCUUCCAAACUUAAGUCGCAGAAAUUAAUUUCCAUAUUCCUUUGCGCCAUACUUAUUAGUUCCCUUCUACGUCCUUCAUAUUCCUUCAGACAUCAUUCUUAAUACCCCUCCCUCGUUCAUCUAAUCUUGACCUCGUUUUUUCUUUAAAUUAUCUUUUAUCAUUGUUAUUUUGUGUUUUACUGUACAUACUAUUGUCUACCAACUUGUAAUUCGAAUUCGUCCGUUAUUUUGAAAAAUAAAUAAAUAUUACAACUAUUUGUACAAUAAUUUAUAAAACUAUAGGUACCUCCUUUCAGAUAAAUUAAUAUAAAAAAGUAUUGUCUACACUCACCACAUUAUAAACAAUAUAUCGUAUUUAUAUGUUUAACUUACACGGCUAUAAUACCUAUAAAAACCUUCAUACAUUAUUAAAUACGUAUCAUUUAUAUUCUGUAAGUAUACAAAGGUCAAUGGCAUACAAAGGAAUAAAGACCUGUAAAAAAGCACUCCCGUUAUAUAAUAACCAAAAAUAAUAUCUAAUUUCGGUAAAAUUAUAAUGUUUAUAUACAAUAUACACGCAAUGAUUGUCCUCUUAUCAAGAAUAUAUAUAUAUAUAUAUAAGUAUACGAAUAACUUACUCACAACUUCUUAGCCAAUUCUUUUUUAUUAUUAUUAUUAUUAUUAUUCUAUAUGUACGACUAUACAGUAUAUAUAAUAUAUACUAUACAUGCCAUAAUAGCAUUCCAUUCAAUAUGCAUAACAUAUUGUGUAUCCACUUAUGUAAUAUGAGUAGGUGCUUGUCGAAAUAAUAUAAUUUUCUAAUAUUAAAAUAUUUACAAUAAGUUACCUAUGAUAAUUAAUUCUAACAUAAUAUUAAUUUUGGGGAUAAAACGAUCAGAAACUAUACAGGUAAUAUAAUAUCGUAAAACCUACACAACUAUUAUUUCGGAUAUUAUAAUAUCAUUUUUUUUUUCAAGUUUUUUUACAAUAUUUGUUAAAUAUAUGUAGUAUUAUGUACGUAAAAUAUGAAUUAUGCUUCCUACAAACAUACAUACUAUACAACGAAACAACUGCAUAUUUCAUUCAGGGACAAAUCAAAUUCAUAUUUUGCAUAUUUUACAUAUUUUCGAAUUCGGCAGUUUAAAUGCAUGUAUAUUUUUAAAUAUCAUGUGUUGUUAUCAAUAUAUUUAUAUGCAGUAUUCAAAUAUUCAAUACACCUACGGGAGUCUCAUACCUAGCGAUAAAAAAAAAAUAUAAAAAACUUUUAUUAAUGUGCAUCGUUCAAACUGUUGUGUUUUACCAUUACUGUAUAUCAUAUACUGUAUAGUUGCUUAUAUAAAAACACGAAGACAAGUAAAGGUGCAGGUACUCAUCGUACAUAAAGAGUUAUGACACAUUGACACGUGUUAUUUAUUUAGCUUGCUAAAUAGAAACAAUAUGAUGGUAGAUAAAGUUAAUUUCGACUUAUUUGAAAUUGAUAAAUUGUUCUUGUGUAAGUACGUAGAGGUAUCUAUAUAUAAUAUACUUUACAUCUUAUUAAAAUAUUUUACGCGCUUCACAGAGAAAAAUAACGUUACAAAAAUUAAAUUAUUACAUCGGUGGAUACUAAAACCAUCUAUAGGUCAGGGGCGUAGGUAAUAAGGGAGGGGGGAACUCCCCCCACCAUUUCCAAAAUCCCAAUUAGUAAAUAAAUAGGUAUUAAUAAAAAUAAUAUACAUAAAUUGUAUAUUACAGUUAAAUUUCCCAAAUACCUAUUUAUAUUUUCAAAAAAUUAACACCUUUUGAUAUCAUAUAGGUAUUCAAAAAGGUUACAUUAUCCUUAUUUUUUUACCCUGAAUUUCGGAACCACUUCCCACUUUUGAUUUUCAAAAUAGCAACCUAUAUUAAAAAUUCUAUAAAAAUAUGAAGUUUUAGUUUAAAUAAAUUUGGUGUUCAAAUUGUUUAUUUACGUCAGCCCGUUGACUAUUUAUUGAAUCUUAAAAUUUGGUAGGGGAAGAGUGGCAUUUGAAUAUUUCUCCAUCACGUGAGGAAUUUACCCCCAAAAUCUAAAAACAAUCAGGAUAGUGCAACAUUUUAGAAUAUAUCUCUUAUUCAAAAAAAAUGUUAACACAAGUCAUUUUUCGAAGAAACAAGUAUUUCAUUGAAAAUUUGACCGUAAUAUGAAAUUUGGGAGAUUCUGUAUACUAUACAUCUACUAUAUAUUGUUCGUUUAACUUUCAGCUAAUUCCAAUUGUGAUUUCCAUUUGGAUGGUUGGAUUACGAAGUAAAAACCUUAUAGAUUUUAUCAAGUUGAUACAAGUGCAAACAAAAGAGUCGCAUAGUGUUUUCAAACUUAUUUUCACUCAAGUUUCCGUAUAUGUGAGUUUAUUUUUCACCGUGCUGGUCCUUUGUGGUGUACUGAUAAAAGAUCAAAUGCCUAAAACAUUGGUAAGUUAAAAAACACGAUUUAAAUCUAUUUUAAUUAAUUAUAAUACGUAAUUGAAAUAAUGUCCUAGCUGUUGCGUUAUAGUAGACAACUUUACAAGUUUUGUAAUAAAAAAAAUUUAAAACAAAAAUAAAUCACAUUUUUCCCAAAUGAUAACUUUUAUAUUUUUUUAUGGUAUAAAAAUGUUGGUUGUAUAUUGUAAAAUGAGACAAUAUUAAAACAGUAAUUUUAUCAUCCUAUAACAAUCCUAUAUUAACAUAUAACUCACCCUACCGCAGCAUAAAAUAUAAUAUAGGUACCUAUUAGAUAUUAUUCUAAACAUGAAAAAUCCUUGAACGCGAUAAUCAUAUAGUUUGCAUACUUGCAUACCUACUAUUAACAUAUAUUUCUUUGUUAUCUGUAUUCAAAGUGUUCAAAUAAAUUUGAGACCAAACCUUCCAAUUCAGACGGAACAGUACCGAGUUUUUAAUGGGCGUCCCCACUAAACUUUUAAGUCUAAUCGAGACUAUAAAAUGUACCGAUUUUCAUUAAACGUUCCAAUUUUUUUCCCCAAUUUCAUAGUUGAAAUUUAUAUUGUACAUUAAUAUAAAGUGUAUGAAAACGUCCAAUUAUAUUAAUAUACAGUGUUUUUAACGUUCCUUUUAAAAAGGAAUUUGUUCCCAUUCCUCGUUCCUUAUUUAAACGUUCCUUUAUGAAUAUCUUAUGCAGUCCAAAAUAAUUUUUAUACUUUUAUUUUGAAAAUAUUAUUAACUAAUUUGUUUUUAAAUAUUAAGUCGUAUGUCAUCAAAAAAUCGGUUGGAAAUGUCUUAUCUAUUAGAUUUAAAACUUGAAUUUUUCUCCCCAAGUGUGUUUUAGAAUACAUUUAAAAGAAGAAAAAGAGAUAAACAAUAUUUACGUUUCUAUUUCUUUAAAUAAUAAUGGAAUUCCUUUAUUCGUUCCUCUAAAAAAGAAUCAAUUCCGGGAAUCACUCCUUUAAAAACGCCUUCCUUAACAACACUGUUAAUAUAUUAUCGAACUAUCUGAAUUUAUUACACGACUGAAAUAUAAUGCAUUUAUCCCUUAUCAGUUAUCAAUUAUCAUUUUAGAUUCCGAACGUAGCAUGAGAGCUAUUGGUUUUUCUAAGAUGCUUAUUUUAUUCUUUUUUCUAGUCUGUGGACAUGUUUUUUCCUAGUAAACUUACUUCAAUGUAUAAGUGCAGCACCUUUUCUGAAAGCUCAAGUUGUCUAAAUAGUACUUUAGAGAUGUCAUUUUUCGAUUUUCGACUCCAUUUUUUAAAUAAAAGCACUUAAGUGGGAAAACGUACAAUUUCAUGACUUCAUUAUUUUAUAAAAACACGGACGACGUUUUCUACUAGAAAAACUGAUUUUAUCGAAAAAUCACAAGAUGCCUUUUAUGUUGCCUUUUUGAUUUACAGAAUCAUCGCCAAAACUUUUGAGCCACUUAUGAGCUGUUAAGAAAUUUUAAUUUUUAGGAGUUGCUGUUUUAUAAAUACAAUUUUAAGAGACUUAAAACUUAUAUUAGACUUACCUAAACGUGGUAAUAUUUCCAAAAACAUCGGACGACUUUUUUUGUUUUUAUAAACGUUUUGAAAUCAAAUUUAAACAAAAAUUGCAAAAAAAAUAUGACAAUUCAAAUUAUGUAUUACCGAACUACGCUGGAAAUCGUUUUUCGUCAGCUAUCGUUGCUUACAGAUAUAAAUGAAAUAUCAUAUAUAUCCUACCUUCCCAACUUCCCACCUACAACAGUGGCUGCACCCGUCCCCAGUAUCAGCUCUUUUUGUAUUUUAGAUUCUGAGUGGAGUGAAGAAGCUUAUAGUUUCACAAAAAUGUUUAUUUAUUUUUUUAUCUGUGCGUAACUUUUCUACCAGAACACUUGCUCGGAUUUCUACAUAUAGCACUUUUUAUGAAAGGAAAUCGACAUGGAGAUGUACUUUAGGGAAGUAAUUUUCUCAUCAAAAUUGAUAAACCAAAAAAAAAAAAAAAAAACGGGAAACAUACGAAAUACAUUUGUAUAAUACUUGUAUUACGAUAUUUUAUUUGUGCACGACUUUCCUACCAGCAAUUUUACUUCAACUUUUAAUAAUAGCAAUAUCUCUAAAAGGAAAUUUCACUAGCGAGGUACUUAAAAGGAUGUCAUUUUUCGAUUUUUCCAAUAGUUUUUCUAGCAAAUGUGAAAAAUCGGGAUAAACCAUGGGAAAACUGGAAAAAACGGUACAACAUUAAACAAAUUUUAUUAAAGAAAAUAUAUAAAGCCUAUUUAAUUAUUUUACUAUAAAAUGGCAUAUAUAUUGUUGACAAAGCAUCACUAUCUACUGAACUCUGCUCAGAAUUGUUUUUUUGUCAACAAUGGUUUAUCGUUGAUUACAGAUAUACAUUAAAUUCCUGUCUGUAUUCUACCUUCCCAACUUCCCACCUACAUUAGUGGCUCCACCCGCCCCCAUCAUCUUACCUUAUUUUUUUAACCGCAAACAUUUAGACAAUUAUCUGUUUAUUACAACUGUUUAAUAUUUUGUAAAAAGACAAAAUAAAAAGGUUAAAAAUUAUGCACUUAUUUUAAGAUCCCAAAUUUAUUUUUGUACAACUAUUAUUAUAGUUAAGUUUAUUUAAAAUAACAUUAUCCGGUUCUCAUCAUAGUUUUCUCCCUACGCCGUUUUCUGAUGACCUCAUACGACUUCCGUUUUGACUUACGUAGCCGAGCUUUGUUGAUCACAGGCAUGUUAUUUAGAUGGCUUUCGGGACUAAUAAGCUAAUAAGAUGAUCCUUCCCAAAGUUGUUUACUAACGCUAAGACGUAUUUAUGUCCCGCUUUGACCAACAACAUAAUAUCUGGUCACAUUAUCAAAUUAUAUAACAUAUUGUCCGCUAUAAUGUUUUAACCAGUGCUUGAAUUGGAAAAAAUAAAAUAAUUAAUACUAUGAUAUUUAAUAAAAAGUAGCAUCCUUUGUAAUAAUUGAAUUCAGCCGAUAAUUCAGAACAUAAGAAGCGGCACGUUCAAAUAUUUUAAGAAAAGAAUUGGCAUUCCGUCCCCUCCCACUCAACCCAAUUCAAGCACUGAUUUUAACACAAUUGGAAAUCUGCGGUAAUAUAAUUUCAUAUUUUGUUCAUACGACUGGCAAUCGAGGCGUGAUUUAUUUGUCGACUAAGUUUUCACAUGCGUGUGUAAAAUAUAAUGGGUACUAUUGGGUAGGGCUAUUGAUUUUUUAAAUAUCAGAACGGCGAUCAGCUAAAUCCAUACUCGAUAAUAGAAAUUAGGAGAGCAAAUUUUAUUUGUUCGUGAUGUAUAUUAAAUUAUAUAUAGGCUAUAUAGCUGAUUAGUAAUUCGUUUUGUAGAACAUAAUGACCCGUAAGAUUUCAUAAAGCUUAAGGCAGUGGUUCUUAAAGUGUGCGACAAAGUGUGAGUCUGGUUAGGUUACAGUGUCUGUAUAAGAGCGCUACGUCACUAUUUUGAAUGCUAACUGGUCUAAAAAUAAAUUUAAAACCCAAAUGACAGUGGAAACGGUGAGGCUGACGUCCUUUUUUUCCUCGGAAAACGCUUUUUCGGCUAGUAAAAAUGCUCAAUAUUAUUCGCACUGUACUUUAAAAGACGCGAACGCCCAAUAUAGUAAUUAAUUUAAACAAAAAACAUCUAGAUUACCCUCUUCACAUUUUCUCUAAAAUUAAGAAAACAUAACUGACAACGAUUGUUGUUUAAUCGGUUUUAUUUGCGUUAGUUAUACAAAGGGAAAAACACCGCGACUAAUAAUACUCCAAUCCAAAUAGAUUUUUAUUGCAAUGUAUUGCAAGAACGCCCUGAGAAAACCUUAGUUCAAAAUGAGAGCCACGGCCCAUAAAUCGAAAAAGUUUGAGAAGCCCCAGUAAUAAUACCUCAGUUACCAUUGCGUUCGCUCGUUCUAGGAUAAACACGUAAAUAGGUAAUUUUUAAAUAAUUACGUAGGUACUAUAUGGUUUUAUUCAUUUAAAAAUGAAACAAAAAGGCCCCAGUACAGCUUAAACGCCUUACACCUUAUUUGGUAUUAAAACCAUAGAGUUAAUUUAAAAGUUAAUAACAACAUAGGUACCUACUUUAACACAUUGCCAGUAAGUAAAGUUUACAGAUCCUAAUUAUUUAAAAUUUAUAGAAAAUUUAGGCAAUUUAUUAUUAUCAAUAUGAAUUUAAAUGAUUACAUUAUUGGAAAUUAAAAUGUAUUUUAUUAUAAUAUACAUACAUAUUUAUUUUACCGUGCUGUUUUACAGAUAAUCAUAGGUUCUGCAGUACAAGUAAUUUUAAGCAUUACGUCUUCGUAUUUCCUGUUCGUAUUUUAUAAAGAUAUAGGCAAAUAUAAUUUAAUACUUUGUUCGUCGGCAUUUGCAAUGAACGGAUUAUUGUUCACGAUUGAUGCUAUUAUCAUGUUUCAACAAAUCAUAUUUUCACGUCCACGAUAA